Messenger RNA from Octopus sinensis (East Asian common octopus), 1453 nucleotides. RefSeq names its product cadherin-related family member 2-like. Gene Ontology annotation, biological process: homophilic cell-cell adhesion. Gene Ontology annotation, cellular component: membrane; catenin complex. The annotation marks the transcript as partial. Gene Ontology annotation, molecular function: calcium ion binding; cadherin binding. NCBI's taxonomy places the organism in Eukaryota, Metazoa, Mollusca, Cephalopoda, Octopoda, Octopodidae. The record is from RefSeq and is a predicted model, not a curated record. The transcript has 10 exons.
GUGGAGUACAGUAAAUUCAGUCUUAGCUUGAAAACUUUGGAUGGUAAACCAUUCACUGCUCUUAAAGUUAUUCCAGUAGAAUCAGUAAUAGAAACAACUAUAGCUCUGAGUGUUAAUAAUCCUGAUGAACUUGAUUAUGAAAAGGAAAAACAAAUGACAUUUAAGAUUGUUGCUGAAGAUAAAGCUUCAUCUAAAGCCAGUGAAGCUAAUGUUACUCUAGAAAUAUUGCCUGUGGAUGAAUUUCUUCCCCAAUUUUCUCAGCAAAAAUAUCAAGUAAAUGUCUCUGAAGAUAAAACUGUUGGUAAUCUGAUCACCAUAACUGCUACUGAUGAUGAUUCAGGCAAAGAUGGAGAAGUGACAUAUGCAAUAUUUGGAGACAAUAGUUUCACUAUAGACAGCAAAAGCGGUACUAUAUCAGUCUCAAAGAAGCUGGAUUAUGAAAAAGUAACUUUUUAUAGUUUACUUGUUGAAGCCACUGAUGGAGGUAAUCGAAAAGCGACUGUUGAUUUAGAUGUUUUUGUGAAGGGCAUUAAUGAUAAUGCCCCUAUAUUCAGACCAAAAUUCUAUACUGGACUUCUGAAAGAGGGCAAAACCAGUUUUGAGUAUGAAAUCACUGUUCAAGCAACUGAUGCUGAUAAAGAGAAUUCAGGUAAUUCUCAAGUAAAAUAUUCAAUAGUAAAUGCUAGUCAAGUCCUUUCAAACAGUUUUUCCAUAAAUGCACAAAAUGGAAUUAUUACUCCAUCAAAUAUAGAUUAUGAAAGCCUGACUGAUAAUGUCAUCCAGUUAGUAGUCAAAGCUGAAGAUAAUGGUAAACCAGUCAAGGAAGAUACUGCUGUUGUUAAUAUCACUGUAUUGCGACCUGAAUCACCUGGAGCUGCCAACAGCAAUGAAAAGAAUUUCACAAGUAUUACUACAGUCACUGUGGUGUUGGUUUUCAUAUUCAUCAUUACGAUGCUUCUGUCUCAUGCAGAUAAUCAGAGAUAUUCCAGGGAAUUAAGAGCAGCUAAAACCACUAAAAAACAAUCAAUUGGUAAAAGUGAAGAUGUAUAUCCUGGAACCAAUUUAUUUUCAGAUGGACAGAUUAAUCCAUUAUACAACAAUUUGGAUGAAAAUGACAUGGGUGGUCCCUUACCAGAGAAAGAGAGUUUGAACUCUGACAUUAACAAUGAUUUUGAUGGUAUGUAUCAUAAAAAUAUCAACGCUGCACCAAAAACUCUUUACAACUUUGAUGAUGACACAACAUAUUCAAUACAAGCAGACAACUCCAAAUCAGAUUUGGACAGUGUUAUCAAAGAACGUGAUGCAGAAAUGAACAAGAUAAACAAUGAUUCUACAGUUCUUUAUGGUAAUUCAGAUCAUGAAUCAGAUGUUGAAGCUACUGAAGUAUAACAAGCUAAAUAUUAUAUUUACUUGUGAAUGUAAAAGAAAAUUAAUAAAUCCUAUCAAUAGUUAA